Ogataea polymorpha is the source of this 3180-nucleotide messenger RNA. RefSeq lists its product as uncharacterized. Gene Ontology annotation, biological process: translational initiation. The record is from RefSeq and is a predicted model, not a curated record. Gene Ontology annotation, molecular function: metallopeptidase activity; translation initiation factor activity; translation initiation factor binding. The coding region runs from base 1 to 978 and encodes 325 amino acids. Gene Ontology annotation, cellular component: eukaryotic translation initiation factor 3 complex, eIF3m. The transcript has a single exon. Lineage: Eukaryota; Fungi; Ascomycota; Pichiomycetes; Pichiales; Pichiaceae.
AUGUCCUCUCCAAUUUUGCACAUUGUGAAACCAAAUGUGGCAACGCCGAGCACUUCUGCUCCAGUGGGGCCAGUCAAGGUGCUGAUCCAGGCUCCAGCUUUGAUGCAGCUCAUUGACGCCGUGUAUAUGGACAACGAAGAAGACCUCACGAAAAGCAGAACUAUUGGCACUUUGCUUGGAACCCGUUCCGAUGACGGAUCUGAACUGGAGGUCAAAGAGUGCUAUAUUGUGCCCCACAAGGAGGAAGCUGAGGAGCUCACAAUUGAAGAAAGCCACCACAUUUCCACAUACCAGCUCUUGAAAAGAGUGAAUCCAGAACUGCUAAUUGUCGGCUGGUUCUCCACCAACCCCGUGCUUGACUCAUUCACCGGUCUCUUCCAAGAGUUCUACUCCAAGGGAUCUUGUUUCCCCCAUCAGCCAAUCCAUCUGACUCUGCAAACCAAAGACGAUAACGGAGACAUCAUCUCGCCAAUCCUGAAAACAUACAUCUCGUCCCCAGUCGGAGUGCCUGCAAACUCCAACCUGGCUAACCAAAUUGGAAUUGACAAGAUUGGCUCUUUUGCAUUCACUCCUGUCCCGAAUGAAGUUAUCUACUCUAAGACUGAGCUCACUACGCUGAAAUAUCUUAAUAAAGGUGUCCAAACCGAGUCCAGAGCAGUGGAUCUUCUGGGUCAAGAUGAACUCAAACAAAUUUCCGGAUCCGUCGCAAAUGUUGCCAGCUUGCUCGACACGCUCCAGGCGUAUGUUCAAAAGGUCAUCAAGGGCGAGAUCGAGGGAGACUCGAACGUGGGAAAGAGACUUCUGGAAACUCUCAACACACAGCCAAGCUCCAUCGACCCUGACCAAUUGCACACCAUGUUACAGAACCAUGCCGACGACGCCUCGCUCGUCGAAUACCUCGCUUCGUGCGUUAAGCAGCAACUCGAUCUCAGUGCCAAAUUGACCAACUUUAUGACUCCAGAAGAGAGCGCAAAAUAGCUAUGUAAAAAUCAAAUUUAGUAUCCAUCCUUUAUAAAUGCCGUACCAUAAAUAAUAAAUGCAGGUCAGCUUCCAAACAGGAAACGGAGGUCAUCGUUGUGUCCGAUGUCGACCAGCAGCUCCUCCACGUCGUUAAGAAUUUCCUCGCUGAAAAGCCCGCCUUUGGUUGGCCGCAGACCCUCUGCUUGAGUUUCGGCCGUGCUCUGUCUUCUUCCCUUAGACAGCUUGUGCAAUCGCUUCGAGGCCUUGCGCAGCGACUUGGCCGUGUUGGCAGGGAUCAUCAGCUCGCCCCCGAACGAGCCACGGGCUCGUUUUUUUCUCUUUUUCUCCAAGGCUGCCACCGUGGCUCGCAUCUUCUUACGUCUGUGGUCUCCAAAACUGUACUUGCGCGUCGCAUCCGAAUGGGGCUGGUAAUACGUGUUGUUGACGACACCCUUGUUCCUAAAAGCUGAUAGCGGAAUACGUCUCUCGUGGAAAAGAUCCCAGUCCACAGACGUGGUUUGCUCCUGCUCUUCGUCCUCGAACUCGCUAAUAUUAAGCAGCUCGUCCAGCGCAAUAGGCGGUGCGCUCGGCUGUGUCUGCGUGCGUUGGCGUUGGCGAUGGCCCACACUCAAGCGAGUGCCCUUCACCACCGAUGUUCGGUUGUCCUGGCCAGGAUACAAGAAUCGCGUCGAGAUGCCGUCAAUAAUGCCGAACGGCUUGCGGGUUUUAGAAAUGAUAAAAGUUCCAAGAACAGGCGCUCUGAAAUUGUUCUUGGACGACGAGAGCACCUCUUUGGCGCUUUUGCUGCCAAUCUUGCGCGUGGAGCGCACUGGGAGUGAGGUGUCUUCGUCCGUCUCGUCGCCGUCUUUUUCACCGGCCUCCUCCUCAGCACUCGAAUUAUCGUGCUCAUCUUCCUUCUCAGAGGCACUGCUGUCCGAAGAGAAGAAAUAUUGUAGUAACUGGUUCUCACUGUCACUGUCGUCCUCGUCAGACACAAUCGCAUUCAUCGGAACCACGCUCUGUCCGCGUCUGCUAGAGUAGUGGUCGUAGUCGCUUGUAAAAAUGUCGUCGAACGCAGACACAUCGAUAUCCGCCAUGUCGUCCUCGUCUUCGUCGUCCUCGUCACUGUCCUCCGGAGCAGGGAGAUAUUUGACCUUAUCGGGCUUCAUCUCUUUGACCCUCACAUGGCCUUCAUCCUGGUCCUCCUCGGUACCGUUGGUAUUAUCCUCAACGAUAGACGACCGAGACGUUGCUGCGGACGAUGAAUAAUCAUUCACGUCGUUUACAUCGUUCACCAAAGCUUCAGUCUCCUCUUUAAGCAGAUAAUUGUCCUCUUUAAAAUAAGGAUCGUCUUCGGGCAGCAAAAAAUCGUAGUCGUCGUCGCUAUUCCCGAAUGCGAGCAGCUCAAGAUCAUCGUUGUCGUUCUGGAGCGCCUGAAUGAGAUCGUUAUUGUCAAACUCGUAGUCUGCUUCUGAGUCGAUCUCCUGGUCGUCGAACUUUGGCACUUCCAGACUCACUGUCUCAUCGAUAAUUGUGGCGUCGUGAAACGUGCCAAUGUCCACUUCCUCUCCCAAAUCUUCCUCUGUGAUCAUUUUGGCAUAGUUCACCGGCUCGUGGUCAAGCUGGAUAUCUGCCACCGUGUCCAGGUGAUUGAAUUUGCGCUCCUCGUCUUCCAACACCUGGUCCACAAUGUCGUCGUCCAGCUCCUCGUCCUCGUCGGCCUCCACAGCCUGCUCAGCACCUUUCUGAAAAGCUUCAGAUUUCGCAGCCUUUUUGGAAACCUUCUUACUGCUUUUGCGCGGACUCUUGCGACGAGUAGCAGCCUUCAUCGCCCUGGCUCUCUCCUUGGUCAGUUGCACGAAAUCGACGUUGUCAUCGUCAGAAGAGCUCGACUCGUCUUCGCUCUCAGAACUGCUAGAUAUUAUCUCGUCCACUUGCCUGCGUGCGGAGCUCAUCCGGUAAUCUCCCUCCGUUGCACUGCUACCCGAAUCAGAGUCGUCUGACUCCUCGCUGGAUUCCGACUCUUCUGAGUCCGAAACAAUGCUAAAUCGUCUGCUGGACCGUGAAUUCGAACCCUCGGAGGGAUGGGGCAGGUGUCUGGGGACCUGCGGUACCCUCUUAGAGGUCACUUGUUUUCUGCCUUUAGCCAUGAUAGACUAUGGUAUGUUUCGCUCUUAUCGGGGAUUUUUAAAACGGUAAGUAUUUUGUAGCUCUGAUACG